Nerophis lumbriciformis (worm pipefish) is the source of this 2653-nucleotide messenger RNA. RefSeq names its product microtubule cross-linking factor 3. Gene Ontology annotation, biological process: regulation of autophagy. NCBI's taxonomy places the organism in Eukaryota, Metazoa, Chordata, Actinopteri, Syngnathiformes, Syngnathidae. The record is from RefSeq and is a predicted model, not a curated record.
GGGAGGCUGUGGAGUCGGCGCCCCCUCUUGCCUUCAUCACCACCACCCUUCAGCAUCCGACUAUAAAGUUGCAGUUGCAGGGAGGGGAUGAUGAUGUUGCCGAGGAUGCGCUGAUCCUCUGACACCAUGAUGCAGCCAUCACCCACUGCCGACAAUAGCAGCCGGAAGCAGCCGCGCUCCUCCUCCCCGGCCGGCCUCAAAGACGGCGGCUCUAAAGCGACACAGAAAGGGAGCAGCCCGUCAAAGCCUGUCGCCUCAAAGCAAGCAGCAGCAGGAGGAGGGGGAGGGAGAAGCAGCCGAGGACAUUCUCCUGUGUCCACCGGCCGGGAGCGGCAGGCCGGGGGGGCUCCUGCAGCUAAAGGCGCGGCUGCUAACCAGGCUGCAGGUGCUGAAAGCCCCACAUUGAGCAGGGCGGCGACAGACAGAAGUGGCGUCCAGACAUCUGGUGACUCCCCACGCCCUGAUGCCUCCUCCCCCUCCAGGGGCGAUCCGAACAGAGUGGUGUCAGACCAGCCCUGCGCAUCCAAAUCCCCGAAAUUGAGGAGCAAAAACACAAGAGGAGGGGAAGCCUCUGCGGCGACGGGUGGGGGUAAGAAGAGCUCCAAGAGCACAGUCGGCUGCGGACCUGGCUUCUGGAAGGAGGGGUGCUUGCAAUCAGAGCUGAUUCAGUAUCACCUGAAUAAAAGCUUAGGGAAGAAAGGGACAAAGAUGCAGACGACACCAGCCUCGCCCCCUGCCUUGGAGCUGUCUCCUGAGCCCCAGUGUCCACAACACGCCCCCCAGCAGGACCAGACACUACUGGAGGAGAUAGACCGACUUGAGGAUGAAAAUGACGAUCUCAAGACUGAAAUCGAGGAGAUGCGAGCAGAGAUGGAUGAGAUGCGAGACACCUUCUACGAGGAAGACGCCUGUCAGCUACAAGAUAUGCGUAAGGAGCUGGAGAGGGCCAACAAGAACUGUAGAAUACUCCAAUAUCGCCUGAAGAAGGCGGAGAAGAAAAGGAUUCGCUUCACAGAGAGUGGCCAAGUGGAUGGAGAGCUGCUCAGAAGUCUUGAGCAAGACCUAAAGGUGGCAAAAGAUGUGUCUGUGCGUUUGCACCAUGAACUGGAGAACGUGGAGGAGAAGAGGACAAAGACAGAAGAGGAGAAUGAGCAGUUGAGACAGAAGCUGAUAGAAGUCGAAAUCACCAAACAAGCUCUUCAAAAUGAGCUAGAUAAAGCAAAAGAGCUUUCACUGAAAAGAAAGGGAAGUAAAGAUGGUCAGAAGGAGAAAAAGGCUCCACAGACUCCAUUUGAGGAAGAACAUGAAGAUCUGAAGUGUCAGCUUGCCUUCAUCAAGGAGGAGGCUGUCUUGAUGAGAAAAAAGAUGGCAAAGAUAGACAAGGAGAAGGAUCGCCUUGAGCAAGAGUUGCAAAAGUACCGCUCAUUCUACGGAGACGUGGACAGCCCUCUGCCCAAAGGUGAAGCAGGAGGUCCUCCCACCACGCGCGAGUCUGAACUGAAGCUUCGUUUACGUUUGGUGGAGGAGGAAGCCAACAUCCUGGGGAGGAAGAUUGUGGAGCUGGAGGUAGAGAACAGAGGACUGAAGGCCGAGCUGGAUGACAUGAGAGAGGACAGCAUGGCGGCUGCAGGACUGAAUGGGGAUGGCAGUGGAGGUCAACAGUGCAGGGAGCAGGGUGAAGCUCUCUCAGAGCUGAGGCAGCAGCUGCAACUGGUGGAGGAUGAAGCAGAACUUUUGCGCAGAAAUUUAGCAGAUGUGGAGGAUGAAAACAAAAAGGUGACAAAUGAGCUGAACAAGCUAAAGUACAAGGCUGGAUCCCAUGAAGCUGGCUCCAGACACGGAGGAGGAGCUGACCUUGCUAAAGUGGAGGUCCUCCAGGAGGAGCUUAAGGCAGCCCGUCUGCAGAUCAAUGAGCUGAGUGGCAAAGUGUUGCAGCUCCAGUAUGAGAAUCGAGUGCUGCUAUCCAACAUGCAGCGCUACGACCUGGCUUCCCAUCUGGGCAUCCGAGGCAGCCCGCGAGACAGUGAUGCGGAAAGUGACGGAGGGCGGGACGAUGACACCCCCUCAGCCUCGGCCUCCUCUCCUCGUUUGCUUCCGCCCCACCGUAAAAGGGAGGGCCCAAUUGGAGGUGAGAGUGAUCCGGAUGAAGUGAGGAACAUCCGUUGCCUUACUCCAACACGCUCCCUUUACUCGCCUGUGGAGAGUCGUUUUUUAUCCAGAAGCCUGAAGGAACGGCAACAAAUGAUAGACAUCCGAAUCGAGGCCGAAAGGCUGUGCCGGACCAUCGACAGGCUCAUCGCUGACACCAGCACCAUCAUUGCUGAGGCUCGGGUUUAUGUUACGAAUGGUGAGCUGUAUGCCAGGCUGGAUGAUGACGAGGAAGGUGGCAGAAUCCGAGAACAUGAGCUGCUAUAUCGCAUUAACGCACAGAUGAAAGCCUUUAGAAAGGAGCUACAGGGCUUCAUUGACCGGCUUGAUGUUCCCAAACAAGAUGACAAACAACCAGAGGAACCUCUAUCUAUGUUUCAGCCCAUUAUUUUGCUGAUCCUCAUUCUUGUUCUGUUCUCCUCACUUUCCUAUGCCACCAUUUUUAAACUUGUGUUUCUUUUCACCCUUUUCUUUGUUCUGUAGGGCUCAAAAUGUAUACGUUGUG